Synchiropus splendidus (mandarinfish) is the source of this 3329-nucleotide messenger RNA. It is a transcript of the gene podxl, whose product is annotated as podocalyxin-like. Gene Ontology annotation, cellular component: microvillus membrane; apical plasma membrane. The coding region runs from base 337 to 1737 and encodes 466 amino acids. Lineage: Eukaryota; Metazoa; Chordata; Actinopteri; Syngnathiformes; Callionymidae. The transcript has 8 exons. Gene Ontology annotation, biological process: positive regulation of cell-cell adhesion mediated by integrin; negative regulation of cell-cell adhesion; regulation of microvillus assembly. The record is from RefSeq and is a predicted model, not a curated record.
GCUAACAGCAAACACUUUGCUGGACUAGAGAGCACAAUACCAGCCAAGGAGGGAGAGAGGGAGCAAGAGGGGGGCCACAACUGCAGCCAAGGAGACCAGAAAAACUCUUCCCCCAAAUCCUCCAACUCUGCCCCUAGAGAAAGAAGCAGCAGCAGCAGGCACAAACAAAAGCAUUCUUGGCUUUCAGUUUAAGGGAAAAAAGGUACAAAAGAUCGGCCAGAUCAUUUUCUCUAGAGACAGAUUUGAGGCGACGCCGUGACAGGACGCAGAACUUCAUCCAUCCCGACAUCACUAAAGUGGCAAAGUGAAUGACCGAUACAUCUGGAAGACGACAGGAUGAGAGCGACAAUCAGGAUCACAUGGCUGCUCCUUUCACUCAGUGUCUUAUGUCACCACGUCUGGUCAGAUGACGCCGAUCCAACAGGCGCCACUGUGACGAAGGACCAUCCGACAGCUAAGAGCGACAGUGUCCCGACUGCAGUGACGACGGGGGCCAAGGUCAUGGACGAACCGACGACAGCGACGACACUGGUAGCUGCAGCAGCCACAACGGCUCGGAAAACUGAACCCACAACUGUGAUGCCCAUAGCUGCGAAUUCAUCAGCUGGAUCUGAUGUGAAAGUUGAUGCUACUUCCAAGCCUCCUAUCAAGGCUGAUGCCGUCACCCCUGCAAAGAUCGACGCUUCUGUCAAAACCCCUGCUGCCUCAGCGACAAAACCUGUGACAGUGGUGACGUCCGUCACUGACGCUCCGAGGGUGACGCCGGCUGCGCCGCCAUCAAGGGCCAGCACGAUCAAUGUCGCGGUGACGCCCAGUCAGACCACAGUAGCGCCGCCUCCUCCAGCGUCUGUUAAGGCAGCAACAUCCAUCUACGCUCCGAUGGCAGGAACUACCAAGCCGACUACAGUCUCUACUGAUCCGCUGAAGCUAGGUCCGACUACAGAGCCCAUCACGCCGCCGGCCGCCAAGAAGGGAGCAACGGCAACGGCACUGGUCGCCUCCACGACUGGAUCCGGUACCUUACACAAAACCACUCUAAGAACACAAGUCAGUCAAGUGACGCCAACACCGGCUGUGAGCACUGCGUCCACCAACAAGCCCGUGACACGGACCGAGACCAGGCCUGCAGGACCGCAGACCUCCAGUCCCCCACAGAGCACCGCAGACACUCAGACCCCUCCCCUAAGCACAGCAGCGGCAAAGCCUGUGACGUUCAAAUACGAGCUCCACAGCGGCCAAGAGGAGACAGAGAAGGAGAAGGAGUUGGUGAAGGUCUGUAGGAGGCUGAUGGAGAACUUUGAGAAGGGGACGUGCACCCUGAGGUUGAGCCGCCACCAAGACAAAGUGGUGUUUGACAGCGUCUCCGUAAAUGGGAACGUGAAGACAUCUGUGGCAUCUGAGCACUACGAGGACGUCACCAGGAAGCCGAACGACAACAGGACUCUGAUCGCCAUCCUGGCGUCCUGCGGCGCUCUGCUCAUCAUGAUCGUCAUCCUGGCGGUGUGUGCCUCGCACCAUCGUAAACCCUACAGUGAGACGCAGCAACACCUGACGGAGGAGCUGCACGUGGUGGAGAACGGUUACCAUGACAACCCCACGCUGGAGGUGAUGGAGGUGCAGCCGGAGAUGCAGGAGAAGAAGCUGGCGCUCAACGGCGAGUUCAACGACAAUUGGAUCGUCCCCAUCGACAACCUGUUGAAGGAGGACCUGCCCGACGAGGAGGACACACACCUGUAGGACACUCACACUCCUGCUGCCAUGGCGACGCUCCACCCCUCCCACCCGCUACUUUUUCCAAGACUUUUGGAGAGUUGAGUCUCACUGGAACUGAGGACGACCUGAGCUUAUUUAGCACACUUUAUAUCCUCCUGUGAAUGAAAUGUAUGACGUCAUUUUGAAAUGAUGAUAAUAAUAAUGACAACUACAGAAGUGUCUCACUUUCACCACUGGACUUUGAUCUUAAACUGCUAAUGUUAUCAUCAAAGAAGACAUUAAUAAAACAUAUUUUUUAUUGAAUCACCUUUAUUAGAGUUUGUAAAAUAAUUUAUUUGACUUUUUUUUUGCCUCAAACAAUUGAAAAAUGUUUGAUUCUGCAAGAUUGUUGCGUUUGGAUGAGGCGACACCACUGGGCGGAUCAUCUGGAGGAGCUUCUCCUGACACAGGAAUUGGAAAUGAAUCAAAACAGCGCCGCCCUCAGGUGAAAGUGCGGCACUUCUGUAGAUGAUUGAAUUCAGAGCUGAGGUCACUGAUCAUGUUAUAGCUCAGAUGUGGAGGAGUCGAAUAAUCUGCUGGAUUAACUGACGUAGAAACGGAGAAGUCUGAGAGUCCAGGCGAUGGCGUGUUGACACGACUCAGCUCUGUGGACUGCGACAGACAUUCGAGUCAUGACUCGGGUUUUUUGUAGAUAAAUGAUGCCACGAAGUUGUGAAGCGUAGAUUGUGUGUUUUUGUUUUUUUUUCAGUCUGGGCUGUUUUUGUCAACACUUUGGGAGAAUCUGGGUCUUUGUCCACCAUCUGACGUCUGGAUGAUAUUUAUCCAGGUUUAGAGAAUGUAGCCUUGGGUGGAAAAUGCUGAACGAAAGUCUGACUGAAUUUAUAGAUUUGGAACAACUUCUGCAGCAGUGAGCAAAAGAAGAAUUACGUGUUCAGAAAUGUUACCCUCAGAGAAUAAUUAAGUAGAAUUUAUAAAUACAAACUAUAGGACAAAGUAAAAUUAAAAUUGUUCUUAAAAUUAUGAGAAUUUCUUACUUAAAAAGUGUAGAAAAAUGAAAUAAUAGCAAUAUAUUCAAUUUCUCCAGCAACAAAAAGUACAUAUAUAAUAAAAGAGAAUCAACUAGGUGAUAUUCAAAAAUUGAAGCAAUUGGAAAAAAACAGAAAAAUUAUAUUUGAAAAAUUGAUUUAAAAAAAAAACAAAUCACAAUUUUAUCAGCAAGGAAAAUAUCUGAACCACGUGUAUAGCAGGAAAAAAAGGAAGAUCUUAUAACCAUAAUGGAAACCAUCAGAGAAACACUGAAAAUAUGUUGCAAUAGAACUGCAAAUGAUGUAAGACUAAAAGAUCAAGGAGAUGCUGAUGUGGACAAAGACCCCGACAACAUUAAUAACAGCAGACACAAGGAGGGAUUUGAACCGUCUCCCAGUUAAUAUACUCAUGUAUCCACUGUAUAUCCACGUGUGAACCAUCCGACGGUUGUUAUCUUCACCAAAGUGUGUUAGCCAUGUUUGUUGUGUAUUUAUGGUCUGCUCGUGUGAGCGUGCGGACAACAGGGGUCUGAAACACUGGAACUGUUUAUUGUCAAUCCAUAUUUUGCUAAUAAAGACUUUCAAAUCAAA